Molecule: messenger RNA, 1730 nt
Organism: Amaranthus tricolor (Joseph's coat)
Lineage: Eukaryota; Viridiplantae; Streptophyta; Magnoliopsida; Caryophyllales; Amaranthaceae
Product: prolyl 4-hydroxylase 1
Exons: 12
Coding region: 126-986 (286 amino acids)
Biological process (GO): peptidyl-proline hydroxylation to 4-hydroxy-L-proline
Cellular component (GO): endoplasmic reticulum
Molecular function (GO): L-ascorbic acid binding; iron ion binding; procollagen-proline 4-dioxygenase activity
Source: RefSeq, a predicted model, not a curated record
ACCAAGGGUAGGCCAUUUCUUCCAAAGCUGUGGGCGUUGAACACCUUUUGACCCCGAAGAUCAAAUUUAGCAUUCCGAUUUACUCGUCGGAAUCUUUCUCUCUCUUCCUCUCUCAUUCAGUUGGCAUGGCGACCGCAAUCAAAGUUGUCUUUGGUCUCCUCACAUUUGUCACAAUCGGAAUGAUUAUCGGUGCUUUAUUUCAGCUGGCUUUCAUUUACCGACUUGAAGAUUCAUCUGGCACAAGUCUUCCACUAUCUAGAAAGAUGCAUCAACAAACUAAAAGUUAUCUUCCAUUGUCCACAGGCCUUGGUAGUUGGGCUAAUGACAAGGAAGCUGCACUUUUACGCCUUGGACAUGUGAAACCGGAAAUCAUAAGUUGGUCACCCCGCAUCAUUGUACUCCAUAAUUUUUUGAGUAUGGAGGAAUGCGAUUAUUUGAGAGCUAUAGCCUUGCCCCGCCUUCAAGUGUCUACUGUGGUUGACACCAAAACUGGAAAGGGAGUUCGAAGUGAAGUUAGAACAAGUUCUGGAAUGUUUUUAUAUCCAAAUGAGAGGAAGUAUCCAUUGAUAGAGGCAAUAGAGAAACGAAUUUCUGUUUUUUCUCAAGUCCCAGUGGAAAAUGGGGAGCUCAUUCAAGUUCUAAGGUAUGAGAAGGAUCAGUUCUACAAACCCCAUCAUGACUACUUUUCCGAUGAAUUCAAUGUGAAGCGUGGUGGUCAAAGAGUUGCAACAAUGCUUAUGUACUUAAGUGACAAUGUUGAAGGGGGUGAAACAAUUUUCCCGAUGGCUGGUUCAGGUGAAUGUAGCUGUGGUGGGAAAAUGGUAUCGGGAAUGUCUGUUAAACCACUUAAAGGAGAUGCUGUCCUUUUUUGGAGUAUGGGUCUUGAUGGACAGCCUGAUCCGCGCAGUGUGCAUGGAGGAUGUGAAGUCCUUUCUGGUGAGAAAUGGUCAGCUACCAAAUGGAUGAGGCAGAGAGCCAUUUCCUAAUACACAACAUUACUAAGUCAGACAUAGAUUAUUUGUUCUCGUUUCUCGUGAGCGAGACCCUAUCUUAAUGGAGCUUACUGUUCUACUUAAUUCGUAGGUUACAUCUCUUUUGAUAAGGGUUGGUUUGCCGUCAUUUAACCCUCUCAAAAUCCUAAUCAUAUCUUCUAUGAGUUGGAUAUACCGGGUGUGAUGAUGAUGAUGAUGUGCCGGAUUUAGAUAUAGUAGAAAUGAUUUAGGUUAGUUAGAAGACAUGUAUAGAGAACCACAGAGAAUUUUGAUUUGUCAGUGUGCACAUGGAGAUCUACAUAUUUACAUAAUGGUAGAAUUGGUACUAUUUUUUUGUGAUAUGCCUGUUAUCUUUUACUUUGCUGCUGUGCGGUAAUUAGAUUGCUCUUAUUGGCUUUUGUGCUUUUGUUGAAUUUGCAAUUUAUUAUCAAGGUUCCAACGAAAGUAAAUAUGCCGUAGUUCGAAACACACAAGUACAAAUGUCUUGUUAGUUAUUCUCUGUUCUUUUAAAUUUGCAUCUUAAUUUCAAAUAUGUGACAGUUUUUUACUUCUAGAAUGCAAACUUAAAGAGACAGAUAGAAUACAUGUUAGCAAAAGGAUGUUUUUAAAAUGUAAAUAAUUCCAAGGUUGGCAAUUGGCAUGUUAUACAAAACCUCAUCAAACAAAUCGUCCACUUAAACUCAAAUGAAAAUUCAUCCCUAUCUUUCUUAAACAAAUAUGGAAUUCAAUGAACAAAAU